UCUCUCUCUCUCUCUCUCUCUCUCUCUCUCUGCGGCGCUGCCUGUACAAUCAAGAUCAGGACCACUAGCACUGGGAGUCUGGGAUCAUAAACAAUAUCAUGGCUGUUCUGUUCCGGUCGCCUUUCAUCCAAGCAUUGCUGCCAGUAUCAAGGUUAGCGGCACAACCAGCAUGUCUGACUCGACCACUUUGCCGAAAGCCACCAGAAGAUGGUGAGCAGGGUGGUGAUGCCAGACCUGCUACCACUGUCAAGAAUGGUGAUGCUGAAGAAAAAUCACUUAAAUCUCAGAAUGUGGAAACCAAGAUAGAAGACCAAAAGCCACUCCAGGAGGCAGAGGGAGAGAAAACUGAAGAGUCUCAAUUACAUGUCUUAAAACAUGAGUCCACUGUAGAAGAGGGAGUGGUUGCAGAGAAACAAGGCAAGAAGACAUCAAGACAGAAGAAACUACAUGAUCUUCUUUCAUCUUUGGCUAGUGUUGACCCCAUUCCUGUGGAACCUCAAGUGCAAUUGUCACGUCCCAAAACUCGGAGGAAGGCCAAAGCUGCAGCAAAAGACAAACCAUCCCCAGUGGCAGACCCUAACAUUGAACCUGAGCUUGUUUUAGCGACCAAGGAAGUGGCUAAAAGUCUCGGUGGGGAUGUGAAGGAAACUGAGUCUGAGCUUCUGUCCACCUUACGCCUCCACUCUGCAGAGACCACAACUAGCUCUGCCCCAUCUCUCAGUGAAUUGUUUGUGGGUAUGAAGGUAGAGAGAAAGCCACGACCAGGGGUGGAGAAAGUACCACCCCAUCUUCCUUCUGGUAAUGAGAUCAGCCAAGGGUAUGACACUGACCCAAGAGACCAGCCCCGGCCCCGCAAGCCCUACACUCAGCUUCGAGACUCAUCUAUGCCGAGGGCUCAUGUUGAUCUGUUUGGAGGUGAGCCUUUAGGGAUAUUUAAGAAAGGGGACAAAGAUACUCCUGGACCUGCUACUCCAGUAUCAGUGUUGCCCACUUGGGAGAGGUUGUACCAACAUGAGCUGGAGCAGAGUAUGCAGCAUCCUCCUAACAAUGCCUUUGUGGAGAUGAUACAGUGGACUAACCAGGGCAAGCUGUGGACCUUCCCCAUUGAUAAUGAAGCAGGUUUGGUGGAGGAAAUGAAAGUGGGAUUCCAUGAGCAUGUGUUCCUUGAGAGACACUUGGAAGGAUGGUGUCCAAAACGUGGCCCCAUCAGACACUUCAUGGAGCUGGUUUGCACCGGACUUUCCAAGAAUCCUUAUCUAACUGUGGAACGAAAACAAGCACAUAUUGAAUGGUACAAGAAUUAUUUCAGCCAAAAAGAGGACUUACUUAAAGAGUUGGGAGCUAUAGAGGUUUCAUAAAUGCAUUUGGAUAAGGCUGAGUAUGUCAAGGCAAGUUGCCAUUCAUGUUUUUGUUGUAGAAUUUUAUUAUUGUAAAUUUCAGGUCUUAUGAACAUGGGAUGCAUAAAUUUAUUUAUUUGUUUAUUCCCAUUGAAUCUACUAGCAGAUACAGUAAAUGUCCAAAGACUUUGUAAAUAAUCAGAGUAUUUGAUA
Messenger RNA from Portunus trituberculatus (swimming crab), 1550 nucleotides. RefSeq names its product 28S ribosomal protein S31, mitochondrial-like (gene mRpS31). The record is from RefSeq and is a predicted model, not a curated record. Gene Ontology annotation, molecular function: structural constituent of ribosome. Lineage: Eukaryota; Metazoa; Arthropoda; Malacostraca; Decapoda; Portunidae. The transcript is spliced from 7 exons. Bases 99 to 1358 code for a protein of 419 amino acids. Gene Ontology annotation, cellular component: mitochondrial small ribosomal subunit.